Molecule: messenger RNA, 1185 nt
Organism: Austrofundulus limnaeus
Lineage: Eukaryota; Metazoa; Chordata; Actinopteri; Cyprinodontiformes; Rivulidae
Gene: lrrc18a
Product: leucine rich repeat containing 18a
Exons: 3
Coding region: 259-1074 (271 amino acids)
Cellular component (GO): cytoplasm
Source: RefSeq, a predicted model, not a curated record
AGAGCAAACACUUUGUAUUAGCAACACGGGCCGAGCACCGAGUGGCUCAACAACACAAAGUUCCUUUGCUUGGUCUGUUGCCUAGCAGCUAGAGUUCACAAAAUAGCCAACAUGGAGGUGAGAAACUCAGGAAACGGAUUGUUUCACACAGCUGUGAGGUACUGAGCUCAUUACAGGAGUGAAAUCUAAAGAUGUUUURACAACUGGAAAAAGUUCCAUAAAGCUGAAGGUAAAAAAGGAAAGAAGAUAAAACACACGAUGCCCAAAGGAAAAGAAGCCAAAGGGACGAAGGUGACCCUCAAGACAGCAAGAAAAGCCAUAAAAAUGACCCUGGAUGGAAGACGUAGACUCACUCUAAGCAACAUGGGUUUAACCAUUUUCCCCAACUGUCUUUUCAAGCUGGACAACGUGGAGGAGUUGGACCUUAGUCGCAACCUGAUUCAGAAACUUCCUGAUAACAUCGGAGACUUCUUAUCCCUCAGGUUUUUGGAUGUGCACAGUAACAAGCUGGUGUCUGUGCCUGAGUCCAUCGGCAGCCUGGUGGAACUGACCCACCUCAACCUUGCAAAUAACUGCCUGACCUCUGCAGGUUUGCCAUCCUCACUGGGUUCUCUCACCAAACUGAAGAGUCUCAAUCUUGGAAUGAACCAGCUGGAUGCCUUGCCUCACAACAUGGAGCGCUUGGUCGACCUUCAAGAGUUAGGCCUGUUUGAUAACCGCUUCAUCAAGCUUCCCGACUUUGUGAAAACCAUGCAGAAACUCACUAAGUUGAAUGUGGCACGCAAUCCUCUAGCAUAUCUUAAGGAAAAAAGCGAGCAGGUGAAGAAGAAAAUGGCCGAACCAAAAAACGAUAUGUACUUAGUCCAUGAAAGCACUCUGUGUAAGGAAUGCCUUCAGAAAUGYAAAGCCCAAAGGGAAAGGCUUAUGAAGGGAGAAAGAAGUGAAGACAGAGAUAAGUUUGAUGAGAAAGAGAAAAUAUCUUUUGCAGGACUGAUAACACCGAACUCAGUGGCCUCAGUCACUCAGGAUGUGUGGAGAAUGAAAGACAAUGUGAAAAACAAGAAAAUCAAAUGACCUAGCAUCUGUUGAGUUCAGCUAUGGAAAAUCUAAAAAUUCUAGAAGUAACWAUUUUUUUUUAUUUUUAGCUCACCAUGUAUUUCAUAUGAAUAAAACUGAUUGAAUUGC